Messenger RNA from Drosophila innubila, 452 nucleotides. RefSeq names its product ER membrane protein complex subunit 6 (gene EMC6). Gene Ontology annotation, biological process: autophagosome assembly; protein folding in endoplasmic reticulum. The record is from RefSeq and is a predicted model, not a curated record. The coding region runs from base 45 to 386 and encodes 113 amino acids. Lineage: Eukaryota; Metazoa; Arthropoda; Insecta; Diptera; Drosophilidae. The transcript is spliced from 2 exons. Gene Ontology annotation, cellular component: membrane; endoplasmic reticulum; EMC complex.
AAAUAGUUGUAAAUUAAAAGUGUGCUGAAAAAAUUUAAUUAAAAAUGAAUCGGGUUAGAACACGUACGUCGAAAACCGGCGAAAUUAUCGCUUACAGUGAGGGGGUAAUUCGGAAAAACAUUUCCGCCGUUGAAUAUUGCCGCACCUCAAUGGCCGCUAUCUCGGGCUGCGCUGCGGGCAUUUUGGGGCUUAGUGGAACACUUGGAUUCUUAUUCUACUUUCUGUCGGUGUUUGUGCUCUGGCUAAUGGUACUGAUGAAGUCGGGCAUACAGUGGCGCAAAUACUUCAUUAAUCGGCGAAAUCUACUGACGAACCAGUUCAUGGGCGGCCUUUGCACCUACGUGCUCUUCUGGACAUUCUUGUAUGGCAUGGUUCACGUGUACUAACACUACCAUCGUGCAAAUGCAAAUAGACAAAUAAACAUAGCUUAAGACUCGUAUAGGCGAAAUGGA